AUGGGUUCCAAGCACUGUUUCCUCCUCCUCAUCGUCGCCCUUCUUCUCUCCUCCCCCGCGGUCGCCAAAUCUGAUAUUGCCGGCCCCGAUGUUUGCUUCGACGAAAGUUUUUGCAACUCAGUCAAUGAUUGCAUCGUUGCGUGCGCUGAUGUUGGUUUGAAGGCUCCUAGUAGAUGCACAAAUGGCCACUCAUCAUUCUAUCAGAAGACUGAAGCAAGACAAUCUCACUCUCCUUCUGCCAUUGUCAUUGGUGGUGGAUUUGCAGGGAUUGCAGCUGCUCAUGCACUGAAAAAUGCAGCUUUUCAGGUUGUGCUUUUAGAAUCUCGGGAUAGAAUUGGUGGUCGAGUUCACACUAACUACUCAUUUGGUUUUCCUGUUGACAUGGGAGCAGCCUGGUUGCAUGGUGUCUGCAACGAGAAUCCAUUGGCAUCUUGGAUUGGAAGACUUGGUCUACCAAUUUAUCGAACUUCUGGUGACAAUUCUAUCUUGUAUGAUCAUGACUUGGAGAGCUACGCACUCUUUGAUGGUGAUGGACAUCAAGUGCCUCAAGAUCUAGUGGAAAAAGUUGGUAAGGUGUUUGAAACCAUUCUGGAAGAGGCUAACAAACUCAGGUGGAGUUUGAAGGAUUAGGAGAAUUAAGAAGCAAGGAUGAAGAAG
This is a messenger RNA of Zingiber officinale, 657 nucleotides long. RefSeq names its product polyamine oxidase 3-like. NCBI's taxonomy places the organism in Eukaryota, Viridiplantae, Streptophyta, Magnoliopsida, Zingiberales, Zingiberaceae. Bases 1 to 630 code for a protein of 209 amino acids. Gene Ontology annotation, biological process: polyamine catabolic process. The record is from RefSeq and is a predicted model, not a curated record. Gene Ontology annotation, cellular component: peroxisome. The transcript is spliced from 8 exons. Gene Ontology annotation, molecular function: polyamine oxidase activity.